GUCUAAGAAUCAAUGGCUAAUCACCUCGAGGGGGAAGCCAAUAUGUAAAGGUUUGCCAGUUUUAUGUAUCUACAGCCCUCUGAAUGUUACAGGGUCUCUUGAUGAGACGGCUGACUUUGGCAUAGUUGAACCUUCAGUUUACUUUCACGGAGACUCGUGCAGGUAAUUUCAGUCCAGGAGAACAGUUGGGAAUAAACUGAGAUGCGUAGAAAAUGAGGAGGGAGACCAGUUUGGUAGGAGCGGAGCCUUCUCGCCGGGGAUGACUAGUAGAAAAUGUAGUUGGAAUGACUAGGAAAGGUCAGGCUGUGUUAGAGAAGCCCUGAAACCAAGCACGGUACAUUACUACAAGUAAAAUCCUGUCACUGUAUCCAGAUUCCGGUUUGGGAGCACGGCACGUGUGAAAUAUAUAAUCGACGUGGAAAUGAAUUUGAUCAUAGUCGGGAUUAAAAGAGGCCAGAGUUACCCAAGGCUCUGACGUGCAUCAACCUGGAAAUCUUCCCAGACCGACUCUCCCUGGCCCUAGUCAGUCUCCGCAUUUCAGCAGCCCCCCUUCUUCCUUCCUGCUUCCGUGGUCACGUAGUGUGCCCCGCAUGGCUUUGAACACUCCCUUCGCUUACGUCCUUCCCGUGUUCUCCUGUCAACCCCAUGAGAUGAGACGCCUGCAUUGGGGUGCGACCCCAGCUCAGAGGCCAGUGGGAGGUAGCAUGCAGAGGACCAAGGAGCUAAGUGAUUGGGGUGUCCUCCAGUCUGCCCCUGCUUGCUGACUAGAGACCUGCCAUGGUGGUGACUGGUGAAAGAUGUGCUGGAGAAGAGAAAAGAGUUGGUACACGCACAGUGUUUGUUGGCAAUCAUCCAGUUUCAGAAACAGAAGCUUACAUUGCACAGAGAUUUUGUGAUAAUAGAAUAGUCUCAUCUAAGUAUACACUUUGGAACUUCCUCCCAAAGAAUCUGUUUGAACAGUUUAGAAGAAUUGCAAAUUUCUAUUUUCUCAUCAUUUUCCUUGUACAGGUCACAGUAGACACGCCAACGAGCCCUGUUACCAGUGGACUUCCGCUUUUCUUUGUUAUAACUGUUACAGCCAUCAAGCAGGGAUAUGAGGAUUGGCUGAGACACAGAGCUGACAAUGAAGUCAACAAAAGCACUGUUUACAUUAUUGAAAAUGCAAAGCGAGUGAGAAAAGAGAGUGAAAAAAUCAAGGUCGGUGAUGUAGUAGAAGUACAGGCAGAUGAAACCUUCCCCUGUGAUCUUAUUCUUCUGUCGUCCUGUACCAGUGAUGGGACCUGCUACGUUACUACGGCCAGUCUUGACGGGGAAUCCAAUUGCAAGACACAUUAUGCAGUGCGUGAUACCAUUGCGCUAUGUACAGCCGAAUCCAUUGAUACCCUCCGAGCAGCAAUUGAAUGUGAACAGCCUCAACCUGACCUCUACAAGUUUGUUGGGCGGAUCAAUAUCUAUAGUAAUAGUCUUGAGGCGGUCGCCAGGUCUUUGGGACCAGAAAAUCUCUUGUUGAAAGGAGCUACCCUAAAAAACACCAAGAAGAUAUAUGGAGUUGCUGUUUACACUGGGAUGGAAACCAAAAUGGCUUUGAACUACCAAGGGAAAUCUCAGAAACGUUCAGCUGUUGAAAAAUCCAUUAACGCCUUCCUGAUUGUGUAUUUAUUCAUCUUACUGGCCAAAGCUGCAGUGUGCACGACUCUAAAGUAUGUUUGGCAAAGUACCCCAUAUAACGACGAACCUUGGUAUAACCAAAAGACUCAGAAAGAGCGGGAGACUUUGAAGGUUUUGAAAAUGUUCACUGACUUCCUGUCAUUCAUGGUUCUAUUCAACUUCAUCAUUCCUGUCUCCAUGUAUGUCACAGUAGAAAUGCAGAAAUUCUUGGGCUCUUUCUUCAUUUCAUGGGAUAAGGAUUUCUAUGAUGAAGAAAUUAAUGAAGGAGCCCUGGUCAACACAUCAGACCUUAAUGAAGAACUUGGGCAGGUGGAUUAUAUAUUUACAGACAAGACUGGAACGCUCACGGAAAAUAGCAUGGAAUUCAUCGAGUGCUGCAUAGACGGCCACAAGUAUAAAGGCGUAGCUCCGGAGACUGAUGGACUCUCUCAAACUGACGGGCCCUUAACGUAUUUUGACAAAGCGGAUAAGAACCGAGAAGAGCUCUUUCUGCGUGCCUUGUGUUUAUGUCAUACUGUAGAAGUUAAAACAAGUGAUGCUGUGGAUGGGCCUCCCGAAUCAGCGGAAUUGACGUAUAUGUCCUCUUCGCCAGAUGAAAUCGCUUUGGUGAAAGGAGCGAAAAAGUACGGGUUCACGUUUGUAGGAAUUCGGAAUGGCCAUAUGAGAGUAGAGAACCAAAGAAAAGAAAUAGAAGUGUACGAACUCCUUCACACCUUAAACUUCGAUUCUGUCCGCCGUCGUAUGAGUGUAAUUGUGAAAACUCAAGCAGGAGACAUACUUCUCUUUUGUAAAGGAGCAGACUCUGCGGUUUUCCCCAGGGUGCAAAAUCAUGAAAUUGAGUUAACUAAAGCCCAUGUGGAACGUAAUGCUAUGGACGGGUAUCGGACACUUUGUGUAGCCUUCAAAGAAAUCGCUCCAGAUGAUUAUGAAAGAAUUAACAGACAGCUCAUUGAGGCGAAGAUGGCCUUACAAGACAGAGAAGAAAAAAUGGAAAAGGUUUUUGAUGAUAUUGAGACAAAUAUGAAUUUAAUUGGAGCCACUGCAGUGGAAGACAAGCUACAAGAUCAAGCAGCCGAGACCAUUGAAGCUCUGCAUGCAGCAGGUCUGAAAGUCUGGGUGCUUACCGGGGACAAGAUGGAGACGGCCAAAUCCACCUGCUAUGCGUGCCGCCUUUUCCAAACCAGCACCGAGCUCUUGGAACUGACUACAAAAACCAUCGAAGAAAGUGAAAGGAAGGAGGAUCGAUUACAUGAAUUGUUGAUAGAAUAUCGGAAGAAGUUGCUGCAUGAUUUUCCUAAAAGUACUAGAAGCCUUAAAAAAGCAUGGACAGAACAUCAGGAAUACGGAUUAAUCAUCGAUGGCUCCACAUUGUCGCUCAUACUCAAUUCCAGCCAGGACUCCAGCUCUAACAACUACAAAAGCAUUUUCUUACAGAUCUGUAUGAAGUGUACCGCAGUGCUCUGUUGCCGGAUGGCCCCGCUGCAGAAAGCCCAGAUUGUCAGAAUGGUGAAGAAUUUGAAGGGCAGCCCGAUAACACUGUCGAUAGGCGACGGUGCCAACGAUGUUAGUAUGAUCUUGGAAUCCCACGUGGGAAUAGGUAUUAAAGGCAAAGAAGGUCGCCAAGCAGCCAGGAAUAGCGAUUAUGCCGUUCCGAAGUUUAAACAUUUAAAGAAAUUGCUACUGGCUCACGGACAUCUAUAUUACGUGAGAAUAGCACACCUUGUACAGUAUUUCUUCUACAAGAACCUUUGUUUCAUUUUGCCACAAUUUUUGUACCAGUUCUUCUGUGGAUUCUCACAACAGCCGCUGUACGAUGCCGCUUACCUUACAAUGUACAACAUCUGCUUCACAUCCUUGCCCAUCCUGGCCUACAGCCUACUGGAACAGCACAUCAACAUUGACACCCUGGCCUCGGAUCCCCGACUGUAUAUGAAAAUCUCUGACAAUGCCAUGCUCCAGUUGGGGCCCUUCUUAUAUUGGACGUUUCUGGCUGCAUUUGAAGGGACAGUGUUCUUCUUUGGGACCUACUUUCUCUUUCAGACUUCAUCCCUGGAAGAAAAUGCAAAGGUAUAUGGAAACUGGACUUUUGGAACCAUUGUUUUUACAGUCUUAGUAUUCACUGUAACUCUGAAGCUCGCCUUGGAUACUCGUUUCUGGACGUGGAUAAAUCACUUUGUGAUUUGGGGUUCUUUAGCCUUUUAUGUAUUUUUCUCAUUCUUCUGGGGAGGAAUUAUUUGGCCUUUUCUCAAACAACAGAGAAUGUAUUUCGUAUUUGCUCAAAUGCUAUCUUCUGUAUCUACAUGGUUGGCCAUAGUUCUUCUAAUAUUUAUCAGCCUUUUCCCUGAGAUUCUCCUGAUAGUCUUAAAGAAUGUAAGAAGAAGAAGUGCCAGGAGAAAUCUGAGCUGUAAAAGGGCAUCUGACUCAUUAUCCGCCAGACCUUCAGUCAGACCUCUUCUUUUACGAACAUUCUCAGACGAAUCUAAUAUAUUGUAACAGAAUCCGAAUCUUGAACUGCCUAUGUUAUUGUCCUACAAGCAUAUUGACAGUGGUUACAGCUAAAAAAGAAAGCACGAAGACACAACUACGAAAAGUUGUCAUCUCAGGAUACGCAAUAUGCAACAAACUAAACCCCUCUCUUGUGUCUAGGGUUCAGAAUAAAUGUCCAUUACAAUACCAAAUGACUCUCUUAAGCAUUUACAGUUAUCGUAAGUAGCCGUUAUGGCCAAAGCUCUCAGUUAUGAAUCCUAUGAAAGUUGAAAGCGAGAAGAAUAAUUAGAAUUUCUGGCUUUAGAUAGACGACUAUAACUACCAAGUGGGUGCUCUUUUAACCCAUGAACUCUGUGAAUGGAUUUAAAUAUAAUAGUAUAAAGUAGAAGUCAUACAAUGGGAAUGAAUAGAUUUUGCUAUUAUUACUUUUUUUGCCUGGCAGAAGACAUAGGCUGUUUGGAUCACAUUUCUUGUUCCUGCUGAGUGAUAAUCUUAAAUUAUUUUUUUUUUCAAACAUAUGAAAGGAAUACUUGAAAAUACAAGAAGACUAAAUGGUAUCAGUGCAUCGGAAUAAUUCGUCCUUUCUGUUCACCCACAUGCUAAUUCUGUCCUCAUGGAAUAGCCUUGCCAAAAACUAACCUUGAACCCUUACGUGGAAAGAAUGUGAAUCCUGGAUAUUUUUGUGAGAAUCAACAAAAAUUACUUAUUUUUGUUCUUCUGAAUUAAACCCCACUGAAGGCGUGGAUGGCUACCAGAUUAUUUUCAAAAUAAAACAUUUCCAGUCACUUAGUAAGUAGCCCCUCGAAAGAGUUAAGAUCUAACGGAUAUUUUCCAGUAUUCAUUUUCCUGGGGUCUGAGGUGGGAUAGGCAAAACCAUAGUCACAUAAAACUGAAGCCAUCUGAGUAUCCGUGUUUUAUCAUUUCCUGUGGAGAGGUGAAAAAAAUAGCUUAUUUCCAACUGUUAACGGUUAUUUUUGGAAAGAGACUGCGUUUGUACAUCCAUGCAGCACUUUUGUUUUGAACUUGCCAGUUCGGGAAGGAGGGAUCCGUCCCAAGACCGCGAUUCGGCCUGCACAGCCAUGACUCUGAACUUGAAUGUUUUCUCUUAGCAAACAUGGUUAGGUGACGGUCUGACUCUCAACCGUGAGAUUCACCUUGGUGAAGGCCUUGACUUCCUGGACUAGAAGGAGGCUUUAGCCUCCUACGGAGUUCACUGAACACAUCAGAAUAAAUGUGAAAUAUCUUUAUUAAAUGUCGAAAUCAAACACAUUUUGGGGGAUAAAAAUGGCUACAUUUGACUACUAGCUUGAAAUGGGCUCUUAAACAGUGUUUUCAGAAGCGCCUGGCUGGCUCGGUCGGUAGGCCACGCGGCCCUUGGAUCUUAGGGUCGUGCGUCUGAGCCCUGUGUUGGGCAUAGAGAGUACUUUUCUAAAAAAGUGUUUUCAUACCGGUUUCCUCUUUUGGGUGUCUUUCUGGCAUGCCCGUACUAUUACUCGUGUUUCUGUUGUACCUUGCUUUAGGAAAGCGUUGGACCCAAUCUAUACCGGUGUGUUUAUGUGGUCCGUGCGGCCCAUUUGAUUCUUCCAUUAUAUAAUUUGGGCCCGUAUUUAGGUGUCAUUUGUCUUGAACUCUAGGAAGGACAUAAUUCCGGUUACCGGAAACCAUUCCAUCAUCGUGACCCUUUUACGUUAUUCCAUUUGUUCUCGUCUAUCAGUAUUCUCUUUGAGUCUUUUGUCGGAUGUCCUUCACAGCUUACCUGAGUGCGCUGUGUUCUGCUAGCCUGUGUUUGAGGUAAUCUGCUGAAAACAAAGUCUGUACGUUCUUUGCCUGUUCCAAAGAGCUAAAAAGUCAGACCCGGGAAAGCUUUUGACGUUUUUUGUUGUUCUUCUGCUUGUUGCGGCCGUCGCCGUGUUGUUGCCGUUGUUUACAGAAGUGCCGUAUGGGAUGUGACCACACGCGAGAGACCCGCAAUACGGAGAGAGGCCCGUUUAACGCAGACCACCGGAGAGUGGCCUCAUCAGAAUACGCAGGGUGGCGGACACGUAACUGGCGGCGAGGCGCAUUCCUUGCCGCCAGGAGGGUGACCGAGGGGGACUUAAGGUCCUAUCUCAGCUACGCGUUACGCCGCAGCUCAGAUUCACGAUGGUGAUCGUCGUGGCCUAGAUCCUUGAGAGGGACCUGACUUUGCUUUUGUGAAAGGUAUUUUAGUAACGAGCCAAGUAAGAACUGGUUAGCGGGGGAUUAGGCGGAUGGAACACCUCGAAGUAAGCCGUCCCCCGGUGUUCCUAGCGCGACAGUCUAACCACCUUGUUUUGUGACAGAGAAAGGGGGAGAAUGUAAUAGCAGGCUCACAUAUACCCAUCAUUGGAACCACUCUAAACUGUCAGGAUGUCCUUGUAAUUUUCACAACCGUCGUCCCUUGUUGGAAGGUGUAACCUACUGAGCGUAAACCAUAAAUUCCCUCUCUACGACAUCUACACCAGCAGCAGUAUAAAUGUAAGCCAAAAUUUGCCAGAUCCAUAAUAAUUUCGUGAUGGAAUUUUUUUAAUAACAUGCAGUAUAGAAAUGUGCAGAUUUUAUGCAAGUGUUAACCAAAUCACUUUUCAGCUUGCAACAUGGGACUGCAAUACUACAUUUUUCACUUAAGCAGUUUUUUACAUCCACGUCGUUGCUUUCUAUAAUGACUGUGAAUGCCAUCUUUUAUGAAUGCAACUUGCCUUUUUCAUUACAGAGAUUUUUGUUUGAUGUAUCAAUAAACUUUGGUAUGAUACGAUUGCCA
Molecule: messenger RNA, 6934 nt
Organism: Felis catus (domestic cat)
Lineage: Eukaryota; Metazoa; Chordata; Mammalia; Carnivora; Felidae
Gene: ATP11C
Product: ATPase phospholipid transporting 11C
Exons: 30
Coding region: 778-4161 (1127 amino acids)
Biological process (GO): phospholipid translocation
Cellular component (GO): plasma membrane; endoplasmic reticulum; trans-Golgi network
Molecular function (GO): magnesium ion binding; ATPase-coupled intramembrane lipid carrier activity; ATP binding
Source: RefSeq, a predicted model, not a curated record